AUGGACUUGGAGAUAGACGAAUACGUUCGAGCUUGCCAUAUUUGCAGCACGGCGGAUAAAACAGCCGUUACAAGACAUGCGCCGCUGCAACCCGUACCGUUUCCUUCCGGACCCUGGAAACAAGUUGGAAUCGACCUGGUUGGACCCUUCAGCAACUUACCGUCAGGAUGCCGUUUCGCCAUCACUGCCGUGGACUAUUACAGCAAAUGGCCUGAGGUCAAAACGACGCCAAAUGUCACGACGGAUACAGUAAUCGCAUUUCUCCGGCAACUUUUCGCAAGGGAAGGGUAUCCAGACAUCAUCGUCUCUGAUCACGGCAGUCAAUUCCAAUCACAUGCAUUUAAGUCUUUUCUACAAGACAGAGGCAUCCAGCAUCGCCAGUCUUCGGUUUACUACCCUCAGUCCAAUGGACAAAUAGAACGAUUCAACAGGGUGCUGAAGGGCUUCAUACUUCUUAGCGCUUCAGAACAAGGCACCAUACUUUGUGACUUGCCGAAGUUUCUCGGCAUUUAUAGGAGCACACCGCAUGCUGCUACACAGCUUUCGCCUGCAGAAUUGUUACAUGGGAGCCGUAUGAGGACGCGGCUGGACGUCGUGGGAUUUUCUUGCCUUGAGGGUAACAUCAUUGAAGAAAUGACCAAGCUGCGGACGAGGGUCAAAGACUAUCAAAAGCGUAUGAAGCAGAACUUCGACUCACGAAACAGGGUUAAGCAGCCGGCGUUCGAAGGUGGCGAUUUUGUCAGGGUUAGGCUCCCGGGAAGCCAGCCCAAAGGUUCAUCGUCAUUUAGUUCUCCACUGCGCAUUCAGGAGAAAGUGGGCCCGGCGACAUACAGGACGAGCGAUGGACGAACGUGGAAUGCUUCACGGUUGUCCGCCUCCCGGCCGACUCCGUCUGGUUCAACGGAUCCAGCCGGUUCAUCAGGUCAGCUCACACCCACGGUGUAUCCCAGGAACGAAGACAGUCACGCUGCCAGUCCUCCACCUCGGCGCUCUCAACGAAAUCGUCGUCCACCCGAGCGUUACCCAUUGUAA
Ornithodoros turicata is the source of this 1032-nucleotide messenger RNA. RefSeq lists its product as uncharacterized. The record is from RefSeq and is a predicted model, not a curated record. The transcript has a single exon. Gene Ontology annotation, molecular function: nucleic acid binding. Bases 1 to 1032 code for a protein of 343 amino acids. NCBI's taxonomy places the organism in Eukaryota, Metazoa, Arthropoda, Arachnida, Ixodida, Argasidae. Gene Ontology annotation, biological process: DNA integration.